AUGGGCUUGCAGCGUUGCUGGUGCGGUCGCAGGAUCACACGAGAGGAAGCAGAGCUGGACGUGGAUUCUGGGUCGGAGGUUUCAUGCACCGACGUCGGUAUCUCUACGGAGUAUGCUUCGACUGAAUGGGGUUCCUGGUCAGACGGCACCGUUUACUGUAUUUUGCUUCUGGACGUGGACAGCGCAGUGGGGCUGCAAGACAGUGCAACCAGGUCGGUUCGAGCUAUGGACCUGGUUGUGGGACAGGAGUUACUGGCUUGGCCUGCGACGACACGCCUUGUUGUGAACAAUUUGCAACAGUUGGAGUCAAGGCUGUGCGCUGUUGCCCGGGUCACUUGUCAGCAUGGCAGCCAUGAAAGCUGCGUGUGCGUUUUGGCCAGUCAGCGGGUCGCCGUACAGGAUGGCUGGGCAUCUGACGAGCCAGGUGUUUCCGAGGCACGGCAGUUGAAGGCUGGUAAUGUUCUACAUAGUUUCGCAUCGAAGCUGGUGGUGACAAAGGUGGAGCUUGAGACAGUGACAACCCGCCUGCUCGUUGUGGAGCUUGACACGGGCAGUUUCCAAGGUGCCCUUUUCCUCGGAGACCCACUCGAUGAGUUUCCACGCCUCACCCACUUGGAAGUGCAUGGGUCUCAAUAUCCUCCGGAUGAGGAGGACCCAGCUGACACUCUCAGCAGCAUUUCCUUGGUCCAGGGUCCUGCAGCUCAUGGCCGGCAACUCGACCUCUCUGAGGAAAGUGGCGGCAGGUACAUGAUCCCACCAAUCCUGGCAAGCCAUGCCGACAUCGCUUCUGCGGGCCGGCAAGCAUGCCAUGAACCAACCAGCGGCGUCGUCUUCGUGGUCGUACGGUCGUAG
This is a messenger RNA of Symbiodinium natans, 852 nucleotides long. The record is from the annotation of a GenBank genome assembly. Lineage: Eukaryota; Dinophyceae; Suessiales; Symbiodiniaceae.